GGCAGCAGCAUGCUGAGAUGCGCAACCAACACCAACCAUCGCAUCGGAACCGUCAUCGAUGACCGUCACGUAGCACGCGCACUCACCCGAGCCGACGGGACAGCAGCGACCAGCAGCGAGAGAGUGAGUGCGGUGAGAUCCAACCGUGAGAGCAGCAGCGAACGCCGCCGCCGUAGCCAUCAUCAUCAUCAUCGAUACUCGUCGCCCUGCAGUCAAUGUGAUGGUUUGUUCCAUACACGUCGCGUGGGUUCUACGCGCGCGUAGAGCCUUCCACGUGGUUCUGGAACGUUAGGUUUUUGGUAUAUAUAUGCGACCCGUUCGCGGUCGCAAGUCAGUUGUAAUUUAAGUGUGGAAUACUUACGAGCGUUCGCGUGGCUCGAACAACGCGAAGUGUCAAUUAAAAGUGAACCAGUGAAUUUCCCUCGCGGUCCGAAACCCCCCAAGUUCCAUUUCUCUAACUCCGUGCCAUACAGUCCAGUGCUUUCGCCUAAAAUUACUUGUGUUCAUUGCCGAACACAAUUUGGUCCUUCGAACCGGAUAAGGAUCCGGUAGUGUGUAAAAGCGUUCCGCGUGGCUUGAACAACGCGGUAGUGUGUCGUCUAAAAAGCGUCCCGCGUGGCUUCGACAGCGCGGCAGUGCGUAGUUUAAAAGCGUACACGUGGCUUCAACAGCGUGCUGUGCAGUGAAGAGCGUGGACGUGGCUUUGACAACGUCCGUAUCCGUGUCGGUCCGCGAGUGUCGUCGCGUAGUGAUUUUAUCCGUCGUUCCGGAGUUCGUGUGUUACUUAUUCCAUCCGGUCCGACCAGCGCGUCGAUUUUUGUGAUACCCCGAUUGAGUCCGCCGUCGCGUAGUGCUAUCUUUCGUUACUUCGGGCAUUGUGUGAUAUUUUCCACCCGUUGUGACAAGCGCGUCGGUCUCCUGCCAAUACGUGGUUGAUUUCACCGUCGCGUAGUGUUUUGUGUUCGUCGUUUCGGAAUCGUUAAGUGAUUUUUCCCUCCGUGGCGACACACGCGUCGGUUUCGGUGAUUGUAUCCGGUGAAGCGAAAUUUCCCGUUAGUCGCCGUAGUGUUGAGUGUUGCUGCCACCGCUUCGGACUCCGUGUGCUCCCUCCCAUCCAUCGCCACAAAGGCGUCGAAAUUCCUGUCCACAUCCCCGUGUUACUGACCCGUGAAGGAUUACAUCAGGAUGCCACCCAAACGGACACCGGUGAAGAAGGUGCCUGAUUCUGUCGAGUGUGAAGCCCAGCUUGGGGCGCUAGUCCACAACCGUGGAUUAGCACAACGAAACGUGGCCAGAAUCCUAACCAUCCUCAAGCAAGCCGAAUUGGACAGGAGUGAACUCAGCCCAGCCCAAGUCAAGGUGUACCAACGGAGUGUUGAGACUGAAAAGGCCGAGUUCAUCAGAAUGCACCAGGAAAUUGUGGCCCAGUCCCCUGCCGACAAGCGCGAUGAGCAAGACGAUCCCUACCUUCAAUUCAUGCACCUGUACGAGGAGGUGUCUGUGCUGCUCGAGAGCUGGAACGAGAAGCUAACUGCGCCCCCAACCCAGCAGCAACCGUGUGUCACCAACCAGCAACCGAUCAUCGUUCAGUCCCAAUCCUUCGGUGCUCCAUUGCCAACCUUCGAUGGUCAUUAUGAAGCAUGGCCCCGCUUCAAGGCUAUGUUUCAGGAUCUGAUGCAGCGCUCAUCAGAUUCGGACGCGGUGAAGCUGUACCACCUGGAAAACUCGUUGAAGGGAGACGCCACCGGCGUAAUCGACCUACAAACGUUGCAGGAUAACAAUUACCAGCGCGCAUGGGACAUCUUGGAGGAGAGAUUUGGCAACAAGCGGCUAAUAUUGGAAUCUCACAUCCUGGGCCUGUUAAACCUAAAACAGAUGGCAAGGAGAUCGUCGAAGAAACUCCGGAGGCUCGUCGAUGAAUGCACCCGCCACGUGGAGAACCUCAUCAAGCUUGGUCAACCGCUUGCAGGAAUGUCGGAGCUUCGUGGUGACUGUACUCACUGGCGCAUUGGAUGA
Messenger RNA from Aedes albopictus (Asian tiger mosquito), 2016 nucleotides. RefSeq lists its product as uncharacterized. NCBI's taxonomy places the organism in Eukaryota, Metazoa, Arthropoda, Insecta, Diptera, Culicidae. The record is from RefSeq and is a predicted model, not a curated record. Bases 1186 to 2016 code for a protein of 276 amino acids. The transcript is spliced from 2 exons.